This is a messenger RNA of Drosophila virilis, 1162 nucleotides long. It is a transcript of the gene RagA-B, whose product is annotated as Ras-related GTP binding A/B. Gene Ontology annotation, cellular component: nucleus; Gtr1-Gtr2 GTPase complex; lysosome. The record is from RefSeq and is a predicted model, not a curated record. Lineage: Eukaryota; Metazoa; Arthropoda; Insecta; Diptera; Drosophilidae. Gene Ontology annotation, biological process: negative regulation of autophagy; cellular response to starvation. Gene Ontology annotation, molecular function: GTP binding; GTPase activity.
CUAUCGGCAAGUGACCGAUAAUUUACAUUAACAUUUUAUUCCGAUUGGACCCAGCCUUUUUAUUAACAAAACAAACUGAAAACAGCACUAAAAAUGAAGAAAAAGGUACUGCUUAUGGGCAAAAGCGGCUCCGGCAAGACGAGUAUGCGGUCUAUCAUAUUUGCGAACUAUAUAGCCCGUGAUACGACACGUCUGGGCGCAACAAUCGAUGUGGAGCACUCGCACGUGCGUUUUCUAGGCAACCUGGUGCUUAAUCUGUGGGACUGCGGCGGUCAAGAGAGUUUCAUGCAGCAAUAUUGUACGCAGCAGCCCGACAAUAUAUUUCGAAAUGUGGAGGUGCUUAUCUAUGUGUUCGACGUGGAAAGCCAGGAAAUGGAACGGGAUGUGCACUAUUAUCAGAGUUGCCUGGAGGCUUUGCUGCAAAACUCACCAGAAGCGAAGAUUUUUUGUUUGGUACACAAAAUGGAUCUACUCGCCGAGGACCAACGCGAUCGCGUUUUCAAGGAGCGCGAAGGGGAUCUCAUACGCUUGUCCAUGCCCGGCAAUGUUACAUGUUUUCGCACCAGCAUUUGGGAUGAGACAUUGUACAAAGCUUGGUCGUCUAUUGUUACCAUGCUAAUUCCAAAUGUGGCGGCACUCGAGAACUCAUUGACACACUUUGCUAAUGUGAUUGAGGCGGACGAGGUGCUGUUGUUCGAAAAAGCCACGUUUCUGGUCAUCUCGCACUGCCAGAGCAAAAAGAACCGUGAUUCGCAUCGCUUUGAAAAGGUCUCGAACAUCAUAAAACAGUUUAAACUGAGCUGCUCCAAACUGGGCGCAAAGUUCCAAUCCAUGGAGGUGCGCAACAAUGCGUUUGCCGCUUUCAUCGACACCUUCACAAGCAAUACGUACGUGAUGGUGGUCAUGUCAGAUCCCACUCUGCCGUCAGAGUCGACACUGGUGAACAUACGGAAUGCCCGCAAGUACUUUGAAGAGCUGGAGAAUCCAAAUAACAUUGCCAUGAACCAUCACAAUCACAAGUACCACUGAUGGGCUGUGACUGUCGUUAAGUUUAAUGUUUUUCCGUUUAUGUUAAUGUUUGUUUUUCGUUACGCAAAACAAACAGUUUAUUGUUGCACAUCGAAGCGGCAAUCGAGCCGACAUUUCUUAUUGCUUCCCAUAA